Messenger RNA from Phytophthora infestans T30-4, 1679 nucleotides. Its product is annotated as T-complex protein 1 subunit gamma. Gene Ontology annotation, cellular component: chaperonin-containing T-complex. The record is from RefSeq and is a predicted model, not a curated record. The transcript is spliced from 2 exons. NCBI's taxonomy places the organism in Eukaryota, Oomycota, Peronosporomycetes, Peronosporales, Peronosporaceae. Gene Ontology annotation, molecular function: ATP hydrolysis activity; ATP binding; ATP-dependent protein folding chaperone. The coding region runs from base 38 to 1630 and encodes 530 amino acids. Gene Ontology annotation, biological process: protein folding.
GCCACAAGAUCGUCACCAAGACUCGACACCUUCCACCAUGAUGCAGGCUCCAGUGAUGGUUCUCAACACCAACACCAAGCGCGAGACGGGCCGAACCGCGCAGUUGAGCAACAUCGAGGCCGCCAAGGCUGUAUCCGACAUUGUGCGCACCACGUUGGGUCCACGUUCGAUGCUCAAGAUGCUUCUGGACCCCAUGGGUGGCAUCGUCAUGACUAACGACGGUAACGCCAUUCUCCGUGAGGUGGACGUGGCCCACCCAGCAGCUAAGAGCAUGAUCGAGCUCAGUCGCGCACAGGACGAGGAAGUGGGCGACGGCACCACGUCCGUCAUCAUCCUGGCGGGCGAACUGCUGGUCAUAGCCGAGCCAUUUCUGGGCCAUCAAGUGCACCCGACUGUGAUCAUCCGAGGCUUCAAUCGCGCACUUAACGCGUCGCUGGAGAUCGCCAAGAAGCUGGCGCGUCCCAUUGACAUUGAGAACAAGGAAGACAUGCGUAACCUCGUACAGUCUUCGAUCGGUACCAAGUUCUCCCCUCGUGUGGGCAAUUUGGUGAGUGACUUGGCACUAGAUGCCGUACUUACGGUAGUGCGUACCUCGGCGUCGGGUCAGAAGGAGGUGGACGUCAAGCGCUACGCUAAAGUGGAGAAGAUCCCGGGCGGAGAACUUGAAGACAGCCGCGUCCUUAAGGGCGUUAUGUUUAACAAGGACGUGACGCACUCUAAGAUGCGUCGCCGUAUCGAGAACCCGCGUGUGUUGCUGCUGGACUGCCCUCUGGAGUACAAGAAAGGUGAAAGUCAGACGAACGUGGAGCUCACGAACGACCAAGACUGGAACACGCUGCUGCGUCUCGAAGAAGAGUACAUUGAGAACUUGUGCGCCCAGGUUGUAGCCAUGAAGCCUGACGUGGUGAUCACAGAGAAAGGGGUGUCCGAUCUGGCUCAGCACUACUUUGUUAAGGCCGGCAUCACGGCCUUCCGUCGUCUCAGGAAGACGGACAACAACCGUGUGGCUCGUGCCACCGGUGCGACUAUUGUAAGCCGUGCGGACGAGAUCCAGGAGUCGGAUAUUGGCACCAAGUGUGGCCUCUUUGAGGUGCGCAAGCUGGGCGACGAGUACUUUGCCUUCUUUGAGGAAUGCAAGGACCCCGGUGCCUGUAGUAUCCUGCUGCGUGGUGGCAGUAAGGACGUACUUAACGAGAUCGAGCGUAACCUUCAGGACGCCAUGCAAGUGGCACGUAACGUGGUGUUUGAGCCGCUGCUGCUGCCCGGCGGCGGCGCGACGGAGAUGCGUCUGGCGCACGAGCUCAAGAAGCGCGCGGACGAGAUCGAAGGUGUUGAGCAGUUCCCGUUCCGAGCAGUGGGCGAAGCGCUCGAGGUCAUCCCGCGGACGUUGUUGCAGAACUGCGGUGCUGACGUGGUGCGCGUCAUGACGUCGCUGCGUGCGAAACAGGCCGAGACGGACGAGUCGUACGGCGUGGACGGCGUGACGGGCAAGGUGACGCCGUCCGAGCAGCUGGGCGUGUGGGAACCGUUCCAGGUCAAGACGCAGUCCAUCAAGACAGCGGUGGAGGCUGCGUGUAUGCUACUGCGCAUCGACGACAUUGUGUCGGGUCUGGCCAAGAAGAAGAACUAGGACUUGGCAAUCAGAGCGUGAGAUCUACAAUAUAUUUUUGAUCAUCGUG